Messenger RNA from Agrilus planipennis (emerald ash borer), 3856 nucleotides. RefSeq names its product ecdysone-induced protein 74EF-like. Bases 1 to 1584 code for a protein of 527 amino acids. The record is from RefSeq and is a predicted model, not a curated record. NCBI's taxonomy places the organism in Eukaryota, Metazoa, Arthropoda, Insecta, Coleoptera, Buprestidae. Gene Ontology annotation, cellular component: nucleus. The transcript is spliced from 6 exons. Gene Ontology annotation, molecular function: DNA-binding transcription factor activity, RNA polymerase II-specific; sequence-specific DNA binding. Gene Ontology annotation, biological process: regulation of transcription by RNA polymerase II; cell differentiation.
AUGACUGGAUUAUAUAUUAAAAUUCAAUUGUCACCGCUGCCGAACACCCGACUGGACCAGAGCCAAGAUGCUGCCUCGGUUGCAGUCGGUCAACAGAAUACAGCCGUUUCGGCCGGUAGUAACUUGGGAGAAUUAUCACAGACCGACCUCACUUCUUUGGUAACAGGAUUGGGACCGGAAAAUACCCCUUCUGAUCACAUGCCCGAUACCGAGGACAUCUUUAAGCAAUUAGGCGACAGUAAUUUCGAACUCGAUCAUUUCCUCACUGAACUGAAUGCAAACGAUAUCAAGCAAGAGGAAAACAACAAUGUGCUGAAUACAUCAUCGGUACAUUCGCCGACAAACGAUGGUAGCGCGAACUCCAAUUCACAGCACAAAUCAAAUCUUCUAGAGCGUAGAAAUUCUGCAUUCAAAUUCACGAUAGCUGCCGCGAAUCCUCUCCUCGCUGAGAAAUUGGCUACACCUAGCGGUCAUUCGUCUCAAUUGGCAACUUUCAACGGUCGACCGGAGGUGGCGCCUCUUAUACCAAAAGUCGAGAAAGUUGACAACAGUGAAAUAGGUUACCCUCCCCUGCCAGGAUCUGAUUCGCCGCCACCCUCGAAACACCAUCGGCCUGACAAUACCAGUUCAAGGGCCUUACUGCAUGGAAUUCUCUCCGGGCAACACGCUAACCUACACCACGCCCACGCACUUAUCACCGCUCACAGAACGUCGGCUUAUACGACGACCACAACAGGUUCAUUACCGCCAAGUCCAGCUGAUUCGGGAGUUUCGGACGUGGACAGUUCUUCCAGCGGUCACACGUCAACGGACGAGCUCAAGGCCCGUCUUCAACCCCCAUCGGGUCUUGGACCUCACUCACCUUUAGGCUAUCACCAUAACCAACAGCAAUUCCUUAGUCCUUACCAUUAUCACCAUCCUUCCGGCCAUGGACAUCCACAUCGCGGACACAUUGGUCAUCAACAACCGUACCCACCUAGGCCACAAUUACCGGACAGCUACAGCAGCUACAUCUCAUCCCUUCAACACCACCAAGCUCAACAGAACCAGCACAUGCAAAAUUAUCAUCCCUCAAGUAUGCACUCUCCAUUUACUGCCCCUUCAGCACCUUCGCCGACGCGAGGACAUGCCAUCCCCACGUCGGUAAUCCAAGCGGCCACAUCCAGCAUUAACGAUGAUCUGUCGUAUAUGCUGGAUCUUGGCUUCCCAUCGCGAAAACUAAAGAAAAUGAAAAAACCCAAACCUGGCGAACCUGGAUCAGUAAAGCGUAAAAGUCGCGAGGGUUCGACUACCUACCUGUGGGAAUUCUUGCUCAAGUUGCUUCAGGAUCGUGAAUACUGUCCGAGGUAUAUAAAAUGGACGAACAGGGAGAAAGGAGUGUUCAAAUUAGUCGACUCGAAAGCGGUAUCUCGAUUGUGGGGAUUGCACAAAAAUAAACCUGACAUGAAUUACGAGACAAUGGGAAGAGCUUUACGAUACUAUUAUCAGAGAGGAAUACUCGCAAAAGUUGAUGGCCAACGAUUGGUGUAUCAGUUCGUCGACGUUCCUAAAGACAUUGUCGAGAUCGAUUGCUCUGGGGCGUGAUUAUCCCUAGGGAAAUCCACAAUUUCUAUAGUACAACACAAUCGAUUUUUUUAAACGCUCCGUGGUUGUCCUUUCGAUAAUACAUUUAUGUAAUCGAGACGUAAGUAAUUGAAUUGUCGGAUGUUCAUCUAAACGUUUGUCAAUGGCAGCUUGCUCACAUACUCUCCAACAAAAAUUAAGAAACGAUACAAAAAGACUCUAUGUUGAAUGAAUCUUAAAACAAGUUGCAGCUUGUAUUAAAAAAAAAAGAAAUGACUGAUUUUUAUUAUAAUCUUCACCAAGUUGUCAUUACCCAUGUAAACGAAGCAGAAUGACAUGACAAUAUCGAUACUGUUAUACAUACUCGUUCUUUAGCAUUUAACAAUAUGCAUUUUUAAUACCUUCUCGUCAGGAAAUAGGACAGUAUACGAACUAUUGUUAUUUUUUUCGAUCAAAUGUCCCAAAGUACAAAGUAAAUGCAAAUUAAUCAGGAAUUUCCUCAGGUCUUUUGAUAAAUAAUUGCGCCCAAGUUGUUUACUAACGAUAAGUGCAAAUGUCCGUUCUACUGUCCUUAGUCUUGACCAUUUGACAUUGUCUCGAAGUGAAUAAGAAAGAAUUCUAUUUUGAGAAUAGAGGAGAUUUUCGAAAAGUAUAAUCAAUGUUGUUAAGUACCUACUAGGGUUGUUGUUUUAAGAAAAAAAAUUAAUUACGCAAAUAAUUAUUAAUUAGCAGUAACGAAACAGAAAACAUGAUAAGAUGGAAAAGUGACUUUUCUCACAAUUAUGCAGGUUAACGUGGUUGAUUAAAAAUAUUGAUGUUUGUACUAGCUAGCUAGGUAUAUAUACAUACAUAUAAAUGAUAAGGCGACGGAAAUGUGAUAAGAAUUGUGGUAUUUUGGAAAGUUUUGAAUAUUUUGUAACGUACGUGUUAGAAGGGUUUAAGGUGCUCUAACUGUAGACUGCGAGGUGCCUGGAAGUAGAAAUGACCUCUUUAUACAUAAAUUAUACAUAAAAAAUAAAAAUAUCAUGAACUAGGUAAUAGGUUGAGACUUACAAGCUUUCUAGAAUCGGUGUAUUUUUUUAUAUCCGGACCAUAUAGAUUUUGAAUUUUUGUGCAACAGAAUUGAUCUCAAGAGUCGAAAUAGAAAAUCGAAAGGAACUUGUACAUAAGUAUAUACCCCACUUCUUACGUUCUUGCUCAGAUUAUAAUGAAUCCCAUUCAGGUUAAAGGACCCGGGUCCGGUCGACCACCAUUUAAUUUUUUUUGUAAAUAAACACACCCCUUCCUGUAUAGUAUUUAUUAUUUUUAACAGAAUGUCUAAAUUUUUGUCUUUAUUGACGGAUAAUUUCGAUUGUGUAUUUCUGUGAUUCUACUUUUAAUUUUGUACAAUUUUUAAAUUCACUGUUAGACUUUAGAUGUGCGUAGAUGUGUUUCAUACCCCUGUUGUACCGUACCUAAUGUCAAUUCUUUGUCACCACAAUUCAUCUGCGUAAACUUGGGUGAAUUCACCGUCGAAUGUAAGCCGAAAAAAACAAUUCAAAAAGAUGGAUGUGCACAAAAUUUGACACUCAUUGUCCCAUCUUUUAAAAUAAUAUAUAAUAUUAAUACGUCAUAGUAAUAGUUUUAGCAAUUCACUUACUGAAUUAUUUGAUAAUGGCCACAUUCGUUAUUGAUAUUGUCUGAUUAAGUGUGCGACAAAAAAGCAUGUGAACUGCUUUUCAAAACAUGCGCAUGCGCCAGUCGUUCUAUAGAGGCAAAAGAAUACUUAAAGUGGUAUGUUUGCUCAUGCGUAGUAAAUUUUUUAUGAAUUGCGCAUGCUCAAAAAUGUAAAUAUAAAAUGUAUUCGUUUGCUAACGUAAAGAAUACGUAAUGUUAUAUUAAUGUCCACCAGCACAUCGCUUUGAUCAGAAAAUAUCACUAACAAAUACGACCACUAUUUCUAGAAACUUAUAGGACUAAAAUGGGAACUGAUUUGAAUUUGGUUUCUUAAUUCUAGUGGUUUAAGUAAGUGUAGGCGUUGUCAUUUCGUUUUUAGUCCUUUAAACUGUAAAAAUUACUUCUGAUAUUUUACUUUUUUAAAUUUUUUUAUGAUUAGAAUCCAUCCAUCCAUUUGUUUUUUUCGGUAUAUCUGUAUUGUAGGUAAAAUAGCGUUUUCAAACUAACCCUCAUCGACAAAUUUGUUGAAAUAAGUGUGUAAUUUCUAUGUAAAAUGUGCACAACAAACAAAAUGCAAUGUUAUCGUCCACCACUUGUGAUAUUUGUCAGCAAAUGCAUGAUGUAGGGAAAUCAAAAA